ACACUGCAGCUCCGCCGCAUCGUUCGGCAAAAACCAUCAGAAAAUCGAAGCAAGUCGAAGCAUGCUAACGCAUGUUCUGUUUUAUAGUGUUUUCGCUGUUUGUUUUUCGGCUGAUUAGUGACUAAUCGACUACUUUACUGUUAUUUUAUAUGUUAAAGCUUGGUGAAAGUAUAAAAGUGUCUUCUGGUAACUUCUCGUGCUGAUCCGAAAUAUUGACCGGAAACGAAAAAGCAAUAAUCAUGCAAAAAAAGAACGACGGAUUCGCGUCGUGUGUGCAGAACCUGUAUGAAGAUCCUGCUUUACGCGAUGUAACUAUCGUCGUGGACAGUGACAUAAAUCCGUCCGAAACCGUUUCUGUCCAAGCUCACCGAGUCGUGCUGGCCACAAUGUCCGAUUAUUUCCGUGCAAUGUUGUACGGGCACUUCAGCGAGCGCAAUCAACUGGAGAUCCGGCUGUUUGGAGUGUCCCAUUCAGCUUUCCAGCAUUGUCUAAGAUUCAUGUACUUCGGAUUCGAUGGAACCCUAGAAAAAAUGUCGUUGGAUGAAGGUUUGGAAUUUUAUUCAUUAGCCAGGAUGCUCCUCAUAGAUACGAAGGUCAAGGAAAGCUUCUCCGAAUGGGUUGUUGCCAAUGUCACGAAAUGGGAGAAGCACUUGUGGAAAAUUUUUGCUCUGGCCAUCGAAUACGAUUUACGAUUGAUUGUGAGUCGUUGUGAAGAACACUUAUCGGAUGUUGCAAACCAGCUUCUCAUUCAAGAUUCUUUUCUAACGGUUCCCUUGACUGUUGUUCAAAAGGUUUUAACAUGCGAAACGCUGAAUUGUACGAAAAACGAACUGCUAUUGGCAAUAGAAAAUUGGACCAAUUCCAAACAAAUCGACGAUCAUGUAAAACAAGAUAUGCUCAUGAUGAUUCGAUCGCGAACAGAACCGUUUUUCAAAGGACAAAAAGUGAAUUUCUACAACAGCUUGGAUGUAGACCCACAGAAUUCACACCUCACCGGAUUGGAUUCAUCAGCACAAUAUUACAAGACAAACAUGUACUUUCGCAAAUGUAUCAUGUUGUUCGGUGUGUCAAUUGUCCUGAAGCGGAACUCAGAAUCCAGUCGAAGCAUCAAUUUGAAAAUGGAAAUCAUUCAAAAUGCAGUGGUUUUAACAACAAGGAAUGCAGUCGUCAAUUUUGACCUCAACGAAUCAGCUUCUCGCGAAGUGAACAUAUUUUUCCCAGCCAUCAAGUGCUGUGCCUACAUAAACUAUAUGUUCACGUUUAGCGGGAACGGUGAAGGUUUACAACCAGAAAUUUGCACAUACGGAACAAUCAUUCACGAUUUGGCUAAAGCGAACCUAUCUCACCUUGUGGGAAUCUAUCAUAGCUGUGCUUCGAAUACAGGAGCCGAUCAUUGUGAGAGUUGCCAAAAACAAUAUAACCCUAACGAAAACGAAGGCCGCCACAAUUCGAUCAAUGAAUAUCAUGAUGUCGAAAGCAGUGAAAGUUCCUAUCAGAAUGAUGCUGAACCACUAUCGGAACAUUCAUUUAGGACCGGAUCGGGUAAUGCGUUUGACGAAACUGUUAGUAAUGAUUCCUUUCGGAAUGACUCGUUUAACGAAAUCAAUCAUGACGAUGAGUCUCAGGAUGACGAAAACAGGGAAAGAUCUUAUCGGAGUGAUUCCGGCUCUAUGUCGGCAAAUUCCUUCCGGAAUGAUUCGUUCAACGAAUACGAUGAUGAGAAUGAAUCUCAUGAUGAUGAUAACAGACCCUAUCGGAAUGAUUCCGAAUCUCUAUCGGAAAGUUCCGUUACGGCCGAAUCCGAUAAUGAGCUAGAAGAAAUAAUUCGCAUUGAUUCCUCUCGGGAUGGUUCGUUCAACGAAUUCGAUGAUGUCUAUGAAUCUCAUGAUGACGAAAGCAGUCGCGGAUCCUAUCGGUAUGAUGCCGAAUCCCCAUCGGAAAAUUCCUUCCGGGAUGACUUGUUCAACGAGUUCAAUGAUUACAGUGACUCUUAUGGUGAUCAAAACAGUGGAAGAUCCUGUCGGAAUAAUUCCGACUCGCUAUCGGAAAAUUCCCUUGUUCCCUUGCGGUAUGAAGACGAUGAAGCAUACAGCGAAAAUUACUUCCAGGAUGAUUCGUUCAGUGAAGUGUAUGAUGACGAUGAUUCGAACCUGGAGUAUUUCCAAGACUAAUCCUGUCUUUGGUUAUCACAUACACCAUUGGAACAUUUUUUUUAUUUGUUCGUUCAAUAUCCAAUAUGUUUGGCAAAUGUUGUUAAAAA
Molecule: messenger RNA, 2260 nt
Organism: Aedes aegypti (yellow fever mosquito)
Lineage: Eukaryota; Metazoa; Arthropoda; Insecta; Diptera; Culicidae
Exons: 2
Coding region: 240-2171 (643 amino acids)
Biological process (GO): modulation of chemical synaptic transmission; adult locomotory behavior; circadian behavior
Molecular function (GO): protein binding
Source: RefSeq, a predicted model, not a curated record